AUGGCAAAAUAUCUGUUUACAUCCACUGAAAAAGUGCAACACGAGGAAAUCUUCCAGGCUAUCAGAGAUAACAAUUUGCAAAAAUUCCAAGGUUUACUCAACUUCUGCAGUGUUCAAUUAAUUAAUAUUGUCGAUGAUACCAACAAAAACAAUACUCCCCUGCAUUGUGCAGUGGAAGAAAACAAGCAUGAAAUAAUCCAGGAACUAUUAUUGAAAAAGUGGAAAAUAAAUAUAAAUGCGCAGAAUCAGGAUGGUGACACUGCCCUACACGUUGGCGCCAAAAAAAACUAUGAUCGACUGAUGCACUUGCUCCUUAAAGCAGGAGCAGCCAGCGAUGUCGUCAACAAGGAAGGUGAAACAUUUCUGGAUAUCGUUAGGAUAUUGGCAAUUCGAACAGGAAUCUGCAAAAGCAACCAACAGGUUAAGAAGCGUGAAGAUAUAUCUUACCAACAGGGACUAUCUCAAAUAGUUAUAGGGCAAAACGUGGUGCACAAAAUAACAAAAGUUGAUAAAAAAAAUACAAAACCUGCAGUCGUUAAUAAAAAACAAUUAGUAUCUCCACCUUUGUUGGAUAAGAAUGCUAAAAUUAAUAAUAUAGCUAACAAAAUUGAUGCCAAAAGUAAGGACAAGUUGACGCCACUCCAUUGCGCAGCUAUGAAUGGAUACAACGAUGUAGUUCAACUAUUGAUUGACAGAGGAGCAAAUAUUGAAGCUUUCGAUGAUCAACAACAAACGCCAUUGUAUAUCGCAACUCAAAAUGGUCACUUGGAAGUAGUGCAGAUUCUGGUUACUAGAUGCGCUGUUAUUGAAGGAAAGACUCUAUUGCACAUUGCAACUCAUAAUGGUCAUCUGGAAAUAGUGCACUUUCUGGUUAGUAAAGGCGCCGAUAUCAAUGCUAUUACGGAGGGAAAUGGAAGUUUAUUGCAUAUUGCAUCUCAAACGGGUCAUUUAGAAGUAGUGCAGUUUCUGAUUAGUAAAGGUGAUGUCAAUGCCGUCAAUGAAACAAAUUUGACUCCAUUGCACAUUGCAUCUGAUAAUGGUCACUUAAAAGUAGUGCAGUUUCUGAUUAGUAAAGGCGCUGAUGUCAAUGCUGUUAAUAAAACAAAUAGAACACCAUUGCACAUUGCAUCUCAAAAUGGUCAUGUGGAGAUAAUGGAGUUUCUGGUUAAUAAAGGCGCCAAUGUUAAUGCUGUUGAUGUAGGAAGCGCUGAUGUCAAUGCCGUUACUAAAAUCAAUUCGACUCCAUUGCACAUUGCAUUACAAAAUGGUCACUUGGAAGAAGUGCGGUUUCUGAUUAGUAGAGGCGCCAAUGUUAAUGCUGUUAAUAAAACAAAUAGGACUCCAUUGCACAUUGCGUCUCAAAAUGGUCAUUUGGAGAUAGUGCAGCUUCUGGUUAGUAAAGGGGCCAAUGUUAAUGCUGUUGAUGUAGAAAAUUGGACUCCAUUGCACAACGCAUCUCAAAAUUGUCAGUUGCAGGUAGUGCAGUUUCUGAUUAGUAAAGGCGCUGAUGUCAAUGCUUUUAUUGAAGCAAAUUGGACUUCAUUGGACAUUGCAACUCAAAAUGGUCACUUGAAAGUAGUGCAGUUUCUGGUUAGUAACGGCGCUGAUGUCAAUGUUGUUAAUAAAGAAAAUAGGACUUUAUUGCACAUUGCAUGCCAAAAUGGUCAUUUGGAGAUAGUGCAGUUUCUGGUUAUUGGCGGCGCCAAUGUUAAUGCUAUUAAUGUAGAAAAUUGUACUUCAUUGCAUGUUGCAUCUGAAACUGGUCACUUGAAGGUAGCGCAGUUUCUGAUUAGUAAAGACGCUGAUGUCAAUGCUAUUAAUAAAACAAAUAGGACUCCAUUGCACCUUGCAUCUCAAAAUGGUCACUUGGAGGUAGUGCAGUUUCUGGUUAGUAAAGGCGCUGUUGUCAAUGUUGUUGAUAAAACAAAUAGGAUUUCAUUGCACUUUGUAUCUCUAAUUGGUCACUUGGAGGCUGUACAGUUUUUGCAUGGUCACUUAAAAGUAGUGCAGUUGCUGAUUAGUCAAGGCGCUGAUGUCAAUACUACAAAUAAAACAAAUUGGACUCCUCUGCACAUUGCCGCCUGUUAUGGUUACAAAAAUAGUAAAGCUUUGAUGGACAAAGGGCAAAAUGAGAAGCCGAAAGUAAUAAAUGUUGAUAAAAUAGCUGCAAAUCCUGCAGUCAAUAAUAAAAAACAAUUGGUAUAUCCACUUUUGUUAGACAAGAAUGCUAAAAUAAGCCAUAUAGCUAACAAAAAAUGUAAGUAUUUUGCAUCAACAAUGACCAAUAAUCUGCCAACAUCCACUAAAAAAGUGCAACACAACGAAAUUUUCCAAGCCAUCAGAGAUAAUGAUUUGCUAAAAGUCCAAAGUUUACUCAGUUCCUGCAGUGUUUUAUUAUCAAAUAUUGUCGAUGAUACCAAUAAAAACAAUACACCCCUGCAUAGUGCAGUUGAAGAAAACAGGUAUGAAAUUGUUCAUGCCUUAUUAUUGAGAAAGUGGGAAUUGGAUAUAGAUGCGAAGAAUGAGGAUGGAGACACUGCCCUACACGUUGGCGCCAAAAAGAACGAUGAUCGAGUGAUGCACUUGCUCCUCAAAGAAGGAGCAGCCAGCUAUGUUGUCAACAAGGAAGGUGAAACAUUUCUGGAUAUCGUUAGGAAAUUGGCAAUUCGAACAGGAAUCUGCAAAAGCAACCAACAGAUUGAGAAAAGUGUAGAUAUAUCUAACCAAUCGGGAUCAUCCCGAAUAGUUACAGGGCAAAGUGAGGAGCAUAAAAUUACAAAAGAUGACAAAAAAGAUACAAAUCCUGCAGUCGAUAAUAAAAAACGAUUAGUAAGUCCACCUUUAUUGGGAAGAAAUGCUAAAAUAAACCAUAUAGCUAACAAGAAUUGGUCGUCCUUGCACGUUGCUGCACACAACGGAGAAUUAGCAAGGGUUCGGUACUUGGUAGGUCUUGGUGCCAAAAUAGAUGCCGAAAGUAAGGACAAGUUAACGCCACUCCAUUGCGCCUCUAUGAAUGGAUUUCAAGAUGUAGUUCAACUAUUGAUCGAAAGAGGAGCAAAUAUUGAAGCUAUCGAUGAUCAACAACAAACACCAUUGUAUGUCGCAACUCAAAAUGGUCACUUGGAGGUUGUGCAGACUCUGGUUACUAGAGGCGCCAAUGUCAAUGCUGUUAUUGAAGGAAAGACUCUAUUGCACAUUGCAUCUCAAAAUAGUCAUUUGGAGAUAGUGCAGUUUCUGAUUAGUAAAGGCGCUGAUGUCAAUGCUGUUAAUAAAACAAAUUGGACUCCAUUGCAUAUUGCAUCUCAAAAUGGUCAUUUGGAGAUAGUGCAGUUUCUGGUUAGUAAAGGCGCAAAUGUUAAUGCUGUUAAUGAAACAAAUUGGACUCCAUUGCACAUUGCAUCUUGCAACGGUCAUUCAGAGGUUGCUCUGUUUCUGAUUAGUAACGGCGCUGAUGUCAAUGCUGUCAAUAAAACAUAUAAGACUCCGUUGUACAUUGCAUCUCAAUAUGAUCACUUAGAAGUGGUGCAGUUACUGAUUAGUAAAGGCGCUGAUGUCAAUACUGCCAAUGAAACAAAAUGGACUUGUCUGCACAUUGCCGCUUAUAAUGGUUACAAAAAUAUAGUCAAAGUAUUGAUGGACAAAGGGGCAAACACUAAUGGAGCCAUCAGAGAUAACAAUUUGCAAAAAUUCCAAGAUUUACUCAACUCCUGCAGUAUUCAAUUGAUUAAUAUUGUCGAUGAAACCAAUAAAAACAAUACACCCCUGCAUAGUGCAGUUGAAGAAAACAGAUAUGAAAUAGUCCAGGCAAUACUAUUGAGAAAGUGGGAAUUGAAUAUAAAUGCGAAGAAUGAGGAUGGUGACACUGCUCUACACGUUGGCGCCAAAAAGAACUAUGAUCGACUGAUGCACUUGUUGCUCAAAGAAGGAGCAACCAGCGAUGUUGUCAACAAGGAGGGCGAAACAUUUCUGGAUAUUGUUAGGAAAUUGGCAAUUCGAACAAGAAUCUGCAAAAGCAACCACCAGGUGAAGAAGAGUAAAGAUAUAUCUAACCAACAAGGACCAUCUGAAAUAGUUACAGGGCAGAGCGUGGUGCACAAAAUAACAAAAGUUGACAAAAAAGUUACAAAUCCUGCAAUCGAUAAUAAAAAACGAUUAGUAAGUCCACCUUUAUUGGGUAGAAAUGCUAAAAUAAACCAUAUAGCUAACAAGAAUUGGUCGCCUUUGCAUGUCGCGGCAUACAACGGAGAAUUAGCAAGGGUUCGAUAUUUGGUAGGCCUUGGUGCCAAAAUAGAUGCCGAAAUUCAACUAUUGGUCGAGAAAGGCGCGAAUAUUGAGGCUAACGAUGAUCAAGAACGAACGCCAUUGUAUGUUGCAGCACAGAAUGGUCAAUUGGAUAUUGUGCAGUUUCUGGUUAGUAAGGGCGCCAGUAUUAAUGCACUUAAUGUAAAAAAUUGGACUGCAUUGCACAUUGCAUCUCAAAAUGGUCAUUUGGAGGUAGUACAGUUUUUGGUUCGUGAAGGCGUUGAUGUCAAUGCUAUUCUUGAGAAAAAUUGGACUGCAUUGCACAUUGCAUCUGAAAAUGGCCAUUUGGAGGUAGUACAGUUUUUGGUUAGUGAAGGUGUUGAUGUCAAUGCUGUUGCCGUAGAAAAUUGUACUCCAUUGCACAUUGCAUCUGAAAAUGGUCAUUUGGAGGUAGUACAGUUUUUGGUUAGUGAAGGCGUUGAUGUCAAUGCUGUUGCCGUAGAAAAUUGUACUCCAUUGCACAUUGCAUCUGAAAAUGGUCAUUUGGAGAUAGUGCAGUUUCUGAUCAGUAAAGGCGCUGAUGUCAAUGCUGUUAAUAAAACAAAUUGGACUCCAUUGCACAUUGCAUCUCAAGAUAAUCACUUGGAAGUAGUGCAGUUUCUGGUAAGUAAAGGCGCCAAUGUUAAUGCUUUUGAUAGAGAAAAUUGGACUCCAUUGCACUUUGCAAUACAAAAUGAUAACUUGGAAGAAGUGAAGUUUCUGAUUAGUAAAGGCGCUGAUGUCAAUGCUGUUGUUAAAGGAAAUCGGACUUCAUUGUACCUUGCCACACAAAAUGGUCGCUUGAAUGUAGUGCAGCAUUUGAUUAGUAAAGGAGCCAAUCUCAAUACUGCUAAUGAAAAACAAUGGACUCCAUUGCACUCUGCAGCUUAUAUUGGUCACCAAAAUAUAGUCAAAGCGUUGAUGGACAAAGGUGCAAACACUAAUGUAGUAGAUCUCAAUAACAAGACCCCAAUAGACCUUGCAUACGAGGCAGGGCACAAGGAAAUCGUCGAACUAUUGCAAAAUUAA
This is a messenger RNA of Ctenocephalides felis (cat flea), 5310 nucleotides long. RefSeq names its product serine/threonine-protein phosphatase 6 regulatory ankyrin repeat subunit B-like. The record is from RefSeq and is a predicted model, not a curated record. Bases 1 to 5310 code for a protein of 1769 amino acids. Gene Ontology annotation, molecular function: protein binding. NCBI's taxonomy places the organism in Eukaryota, Metazoa, Arthropoda, Insecta, Siphonaptera, Pulicidae. Gene Ontology annotation, cellular component: nucleus; cytoplasm. The transcript has 11 exons.